UGAGCAAAAGAGCUGCGACGCCCACUCCCACUUCUAUAUCACCGACAACGGCCGGCUCCCCAGUCUCAGCGCAAGGCCUUCUCUGCUACCCUCAUAUCCCUCCAGUCUGUCGCUGGCCCUUCCACUCCUUAAUAACCGUCUUUGCUAGUACUUCUACCACAGCGUCUUGUCCUACUCACCUUAGCCAUGGCCGCACCUCCAGGAUAUGGACCUCCGAACCCUCAUAAUCCGUUCUCUGACCAACCAUCGCCGUAUGGAGCACCCUUGCGUCAAUACCCCGGGGAUCAUGACUACGCCAGUCGCAAUGCCAGUACGGUUCCGCUAACCAACCCUGCAUACUUCGAUACCGCGCCAAAGUCGGUUGCGGGAAGCGUUGAAUCGAUGGACGGGUUCGACCGUCCGUACAGUGCUUCGGUGAACUCUCGCUUUAGUACGGGCACCGCGGACGGCCCCUACAACCCUUUCGCGGACAUGCCUGGUUCUGGUGAACCCUACCCCGCGUGGACGUCCGAGCGGGAUAUUCCCAUGUCUGCCGAGGAAAUUGAGGACAUCUUCCUUGACCUUGCCCAGAAGUUUGGUUUCCAGAGGGAUUCCAUGCGUAACAUGUACGACUUUCUGAUGCAACUGCUGGACUCGAGAGCGUCGCGCAUGUCACCCAAUCAGGCCCUCAUCACCAUCCACGCUGACUACAUUGGCGGGCAACAUGCCAACUACCGCAAGUGGUACUUCGCCGCACAGCUCAACCUUGACGACGCCGUUGGCCAGACGCAGAACCCCGGCUUGCAACGUCUGCGGAGUGUCACAGCAAAAGUGCAGACGACCAGCACGAAACACCUCGACAGUGCUCUCAACCGCUGGCGCAAUGCGAUGCACAACAUGAGCCAGUACGACCGGCUGCGGCAGGUCGCCCUCUGGCUGCUGUGCUGGGCUGAGGCCGGGAACGUCCGGUUUACCCCCGAGUGCCUUGCAUUCAUCUUCAAGUGCGCGGACGACUACUAUCGCAGUCCCGAGUGCCAGAACCGUGUCGAUCCUGUGCCUGAGGGUCUCUACCUCGAGUCCAUUAUCAAGCCUCUAUAUCGCUUCAUGAGGGAUCAGGGCUACGAGGUUGUUGAGGGCAAGUUCGUGCGGAGGGAGAGGGAACACCACGAGAUUAUCGGGUACGACGACAUCAACCAGUUGUUCUGGUAUCCCGAGGGUAUCGCCAAGAUUAUAUGUCACGAUAACACGCGGUUGGUCGAUGUCCCACCAGCUCAGCGGUUCAUGAGGCUUGGCAAGGUGAACUGGAACCGCGUCUUUUUCAAGACGUUCUUCGAGAAGCGUUCCUUGGGACACUUGCUCAUGAACUUCAACCGUAUUUGGAUCCUGCAUAUCGCGGUCUACUGGUUCUACACCGCGUUCAACUCGCCUAAGGUGUACACGGCGCCGAAUAAGUCUCAACCAUCCCCGGCAAUGACGUGGUCGGCCACGGCUCUGGGCGGUGCCGUUGCGACACUCAUCAUGAUCUGUGCCACGCUCGCUGAGUUCUCCUUCACGCCUACGACCUGGAACAAUGCCUCUCACUUGACGACCCGACUGAUUUUCCUGCUGGUCGUGCUCGCUCUCACAGGCGGUCCGACCGUGUAUAUUGCCUUGGUCGACGACACCAAGUCCAACAUCCCGCUCUACGUUGGCAUCGCGCAAUUCGGCGUGUCUGUGGUGGCCACGCUCGCAUUCGGUAUCCUCCCGUCUGGCCGUAUGUUCGGCGACCGUGUGGCAGGCAAGUCGCGGAAAUACCUCGCGUCGCAGACGUUCACUGCGGCCUAUCCCGGCUUGACGUCCAGUGCCCGGUUCGCGUCCGUACUCAUGUGGCUGCUGAUCUGGGGCUGCAAGUAUGUCGAGUCCUACUUCUUCCUUACAUCCUCGUUCAGCCAGCCUAUUCUCGUCAUGGCGAAUAUGAGGGUGCAGAACUGCAGCGACAAGAUCUUCGGCAACGCCCUCUGCUCGAACCAAGUCAAAUUCGCCCUCGCCGUCAUGUAUGUGAUGGAUCUGGUACUCUUCUUCCUGGACACGUAUCUAUGGUACAUCAUCUGGGUAGUCGUCUUCAGUGUGUGCCGCUCGUUUUACCUCGGAUUGUCCAUCUGGACGCCGUGGAAGGAAGUCUACACGCGCAUGCCCAAGAGGAUCUACGCGAAGCUGUUGGCGACUGCGGAGAUGGAAGUUAAGUACAAGCCCAAGGUUCUCGUGUCCCAGAUUUGGAACGCGGUCAUCAUCUCCAUGUACCGCGAGCAUCUCCUGUCGAUCAACCAUGUGCAGCGACUGUUGUACCACCAAGUCGACGGACCGGAUGGGCGCCGUGUACUCCGCGCACCUCCCUUCUUCACGCACAACACCGGUAGAGAGAGCGACUUCUUCCCUACUAGCGGCGAGGCUCAGCGCCGUAUCUCGUUCUUUGCGACUUCCCUCACGACGGCUUUCCCUGACCCGUUGCCCGUCGAGUCCAUGCCUACUUUUACGGUCCUGGUUCCGCACUACUCGGAGAAGAUUCUCCUGAGCUUGCGGGAGAUCAUCAGGGAGGAAGACCAGAACACUCGCGUCACGCUGCUGGAGUAUCUGAAGCAGCUUCACCCGAUCGAGUGGGACAACUUCGUCAAGGAUACCAAGAUCCUGUCCGAGGAGAACUCGGCCACGAACACUGUCGACGGUCACGAUAUGAACGAGAAACACGAUAGUCGCUCGGAUGAUCUUCCGUUCUACUGUAUUGGCUUCAAGACAGCGGCUCCGGAGUAUACCCUGCGCACACGUAUCUGGGCUUCACUUCGGGCGCAGACGCUUUACCGGACGGUUUCGGGUAUGAUGAACUACUCCAAGGCCAUCAAGUUGCUCUAUCGCGUGGAGAACCCUCAGAUCGUACAGCGGUUCGCCGGCAACACCGACCGGCUCGAAAGCGAGCUCGAGCGCAUGUCGAGGCGCAAGUUCAAGUUCACCGUCUCCAUGCAGCGGUACGCCAAGUUCAACAAGGAAGAGCUCGAAAACGCCGAGUUCCUGCUGCGCGCCUACCCCGAUCUACAGAUCGCGUACCUGGAUGAGGAGCCUGGCGACAAGGGCAGCGACCCGAGGCUGUUCUCGAUCCUCAUCGACGGUCACUCAGAGUUCGACGAGAAGACUGGUAAGAGGAAGCCGAAGUUUCGCGUCGAGCUGCCUGGUAACCCCAUCCUGGGUGACGGCAAGUCGGACAACCAGAACCACGCCAUCAUUUUUUACCGUGGCGAGUACCUGCAGCUCAUCGAUGCCAACCAGGACAACUACUUGGAGGAGUGUAUCAAGAUCCGGAACAUUUUGGGCGAGUUCGAGGAGUACGGCAUCUCCAGCCAGAGUCCGUACGCGCAAUGGGGCCAGAAGGAGUUCAAGAAGUCCCCAGUUGCUAUCGUCGGCACUCGCGAGUAUAUCUUUUCGGAGAACAUUGGCGUACUUGGUGACAUCGCCGCCGGAAAGGAGCAGACGUUCGGUACCAUGACUCCUCGUUGUCUGGCGUGGAUUGGCGGUAAACUGCACUACGGACACCCGGAUUUCCUGAACGCAACGUUCAUGGCUACACGUGGCGGUGUGUCGAAGGCGCAGAAGGGCUUGCACCUGAAUGAGGAUAUCUUCGCCGGUAUGACUGCGCUGGCUCGUGGCGGUCGCAUCAAGCACGCGGAGUACUACCAAUGCGGUAAAGGACGUGAUCUCGGUUUCGGUACCAUCCUAAACUUCCAGACGAAGCUUGGCACCGGUAUGGGUGAGCAGAUGCUCAGCCGCGAGUACUACUAUCUCGGUACGCAGCUGCCUCUCGACCGGUUCUUGACGUUCUACUACGGACAUCCUGGUUUCCACAUCAACAACAUUCUCGUCAUCCUCUCUAUUCAGGUGUUCAUGGUCACUCGUAAGUGCGAAUUAUAAUGCUGUCUGACGUUCUGCUGACUGGCUGUAUAGUUUUGUACCUGGGAAC
This is a messenger RNA of Fomitopsis serialis, 3964 nucleotides long. RefSeq names its product 1,3-beta-glucan synthase component-domain-containing protein. The record is from RefSeq and is a predicted model, not a curated record. Gene Ontology annotation, molecular function: 1,3-beta-D-glucan synthase activity. The transcript is spliced from 5 exons. The coding region runs from base 187 to 3915 and encodes 1242 amino acids. Gene Ontology annotation, biological process: fungal-type cell wall polysaccharide biosynthetic process; (1->3)-beta-D-glucan biosynthetic process. NCBI's taxonomy places the organism in Eukaryota, Fungi, Basidiomycota, Agaricomycetes, Polyporales, Fomitopsidaceae. Gene Ontology annotation, cellular component: 1,3-beta-D-glucan synthase complex; plasma membrane.